Westerdykella ornata is the source of this 2166-nucleotide messenger RNA. RefSeq lists its product as uncharacterized. Bases 1 to 2166 code for a protein of 721 amino acids. Lineage: Eukaryota; Fungi; Ascomycota; Dothideomycetes; Pleosporales; Sporormiaceae. The record is from RefSeq and is a predicted model, not a curated record. The transcript has a single exon.
AUGGCCACCGUCCCUACCAAGGGAAUGAGUCUACUUGUGGGGCAGAGCUUUGUCGACCUUGACGCUGGAGAGACGAAAGAGGUGCUGUGCCUGAGUCCAUGGACACCCAUUGUUGUUGGCCACUUCUGUGUUAUUUGCGAGAUUAGCGCUCCGGAGGAUCCCAGCCCCUUUACAUCGGACAGCCACUGGGACAUUCACGACCGACACGUUGCUCAGCACAAUAUCGACGUGAUUGAGCCACCAUCUGUCGUGAGACGACCGCAUUUGGGAUCCUUUGUCGUUGCAGGACUUCCCAAUGAACCGUACUCAACGGUAAUUGCCCGCCGAGCGAGCGACGGGGAAUUCAAGGCGGCUAUCAGGCUCUUCGGCGGAGACGCUCUCGUCCAACGCAACAUCACCGCUGAUACCAAGUUCGGUCUCAUAUCGAAUUUCAGCGCUGGGGAUCCCAUCCCGGACCUCGACGGCCUUGGAGGGAAGUUGGUGUUUAAGGAUUUGAAGCCCAAGGAACAGAAGAACGUGAGCGCGGCAGUGCAACUGCCCCAUGAUCCGGAGCAUGCCUCGGCUGCCGUUAUUUUCAUUGAACAGAUUGAUGCGAAGAAUGCAGUCGUUGGAGGUCUGGCUAUCGUUGCUCUAAAUCGACCUCUUAGAAUAGGAACGGAGCCAGUAAGAGCACGAGCGGCAGUGCCGGUUAGCAUCCCUUUUCGACCCUACAGCACAUUUCCAGAAAGCAACUUCAUGACACCAGAUGGGAUAUUCUGUUCCAACUUCGGCAUCCAGAACAUCAACGUUCAGGUCCGAAAUGACGGAUCGUCGACCUUGACGGAUCUGACGGUCUAUGUAGAGGGUGUGGCCGAUCCUAACAUAACUUUGAGGUACAGUCGAUCUUCGCCUCCUGGCGGGUCAGCCAGGUCGUCAGCGUCGUUCAAGUCUAUCUUUCAAGGAAAUUUCAGCAGGGCAGCAAGCAAUGAGACGUUGGUCUCUUUCAUUGUCCAGCAGCAAUCAGGUACUUCGUCGAAGAGCGUGCGAAUUGUCAAGAAGAUAUUCGUCCUUGGCAUCGAGUACAACAAGACCACGAAGACAUUCACCGUCAAUGUCCCGCAGGGGUCAUUCCAGACCAACGUCAGGACGGUGAUUGUCCCAAGGGAGUUGCCCACGGAGAACGAGAAGCCGAUUACAUAUCCAAUGUUUCUCAAGGGUGCGUCGAUGCUUUGGUUGCCGAUCCCUCCAUAUGGCGGAACCCACGGUCCUCUUCCCUUUGAGGAUCCCUGGUGGAAGGUCAUUCUCUGCCUGAUUGCACUUGCUCUGGAAAUCGCUGGAGCGGUCGAGGCGGUCAACGCAGGCGGCGAUGCAAGCAUCGGCACAAGCAACCCGUUCGCAGAUCCCGACGGCUCGGAAAACUGCUGCACCGGCCUGGAAGUCCAAGCGUCAACGGACAGCUAUGCGGCAGCCGGCCUCUUCGCGACCGCUGCCGCAGUUGCCGUCAUCGCCUUACUCUCAGACGACGCCGAUCUCAUCGACCGAGGACGCAGCCAAACUGUGCCCAACAGCGGCGAGCUGACCAGUGCCGAGCGUGCCAGCUUCGAAAGCGAUUUCAACGAUGCUCCCUCGCCGGGAACACCAUUCACUGGCAGGACAACGUGGAGCUACGAGCGCACCCUCGGCAGCCGCAGCCUCACGCACAGCGCGACGGAUACGUACCAGAACGUCCACUACCUCCAGAGCUACAAGGUCUCCCUAGACUCAGCACCCGUAACCGACCCAAACCAUCACCACGCCCACCCACGCAGCGAACCGCUGCUCAUCGAAGCCAGCUUCGUCAACCCUUCGGGCGCCCUCUUCCGCGGCCCAACUCUCUACGUGUUCGUCCUCCUCUGGUCGAACCACAGAGAAAAGCGUCUCCUGGAGCUCCGUGACGACGGGAGUGACAGCGAGAACAUCGAACCGAACAGGGGCGUAUAUAGAAACUCGAUCCGCAUGGGGAGGGAGGAGUCGAAGACGUGGUACGUGUUUGUGUUUGCGCAGGAUGUGAAUACGGUGGUGGAGGGGACGGGGCCCAGGGAGGCGGCGAAGACGAUUGGGGGCGCGUUGCUGACGAGGCAGUUUGUGGUCGGGUUGGGGUCCAAGCCGUGUGAGUUGAAUCAUGAUGCUAUUGUGGAUCUGACUUGA